UCAUAUCAAUCUUUAAUUAGGUUAAUCAAAAUAUCUUGCCGAUAUCAUAAUUCCAGAAAUGCAAGUUAACAAUGAGUGUAUGAAUUGAUUUCGAUAAAUUGUGGUGCAGUAAUUAUUCCGUAUUAUUCAAAUUCCAAAAUGAUUUGGUUCAGUAUGAAACCUAAGCUAUUUAUUUUAUUACUUUUCACCCUGGUAAAUUUUGCUAUCACAUCAAAUUUUGAUGAUGUGUCUGAUAACGACUUUGCUGAGUUCGAGAAUUUUGAAACCGAGGACGAAGUGAUUGUUGAAAACGAAGAGCCGGUAGUUGAAAUAUCUAUAGAGAAAUUAAAGGAUACAACUUUCCUCGAAGAAGAUGAUCAGGAAGCAGUGGUUGAUAAUGAUGAGUCAGAAUUCGAACAUUUCCACGAUGUUGAAGAAUUUGAAGGAUUCGAGGAUGUAAAGGAGGAAAAAGUAGCUGCGACAGAACCAAAAAUUACAAUUACCAAUGUGCCAAUACACUUGAGAGCCAACUGGGACAGUUAUUGGUUGGAGAUCUUAAUGAUUGCCGGAUUGGUAGUAUAUUUCAUCAAUUUUGCUAUGGGAAAAAGCAAGAACAACAAAAUAGCUAAUGUUUGGCUGCAGACACAUAGGAAUAUUCUUGAAGAUAAUUUUUCAUUAGUUGGAGAUGAUCCUUCGUCUCUUGAAAGAGGGGAACAACCUGGUUUCAUCAAAGAAAGUGAGAAUAUUUUCACAUUAUGGUGUAGUGGUAGAACAUGUUGUGAAGGAAUGUUGGUUGAACUUAAACUCAUCAAAAGGCAAGAUCUGGUUGCCAUUACCGCUGGUAUCAUCAGACCUACAAUAGACCAAAUCCAUAUUAAAGUGACAAUGAACAAAGAAGACAUGGACAGUUUUGUAUUUUGUGUAGCCUCUAAGAAAACAGCUUUGCACCUAUCGAAAGAAAUGGCAGACAUCAGUGUGUUCUGUCCUGAACGUAGAGUAGGAGAAAAGUUUAACAUACCAUCUAAUUUCAAUGUCAUGAGCGAAAUCUCAGAAGCCACUUCUUCCAUGCUAGAUUCUAAGAUAACGGCUGUAUUGAACAAAUAUGGGGACAUGGUGGAUUAUAUUCACUUUUCCGACCAAUUUACUGGUCCCAAACAGACUGAAGAGAACGCUUCUCUCAAGUUGCCUGAUACAGAGAAGGUAUUAUUAUUUGGUUUCAAUUUGAAACUGAAAGGAAAAUCAUUGGAGACUGCAAUGAAGGAGCUUGAACCUCUGAUGGUCAUGGUUUUCUAUUGUAUAGAAAAAAUUAAGAGAUAUAGACUUUCUAAGGAAGGUAAAAUAAAGGCUGAUAAGAACCGUCAACGUGUCGAAGAAAUAUUCCUAAAGUCCACUCAUCAGGCAAGAGCUGAAGCAGCGGCAGCUAAAAGAGAAGAAAAACGUAGGUUGGAAAAAGAGAGAAUAAUGGCUGAAGAAGAUCCUGAACGCCAAAGACGUUGGGAAGAGAAAGAAAAUAAACGUCAGGCUAAGAAACGAGCUCCAAAGAUGAAACAAUUAAAAGUGAAAGCAAUGUAAAAAAUUCGUCAGUAAUUUUUUUUUUAAAUCGAAUAGGAAUGGAAUGUUUGUUUUAUUUGUUCUUAACGGAAAGGGAUUAUUGAAUGUAGAGGAUUAAAAUGUGUUUGAGAUGUUCAGGGAUCAUGUAAUUAAAGCAAUCAGUAUACUUAA
Molecule: messenger RNA, 1701 nt
Organism: Harmonia axyridis
Lineage: Eukaryota; Metazoa; Arthropoda; Insecta; Coleoptera; Coccinellidae
Product: PAT complex subunit CCDC47
Exons: 5
Coding region: 139-1551 (470 amino acids)
Biological process (GO): endoplasmic reticulum calcium ion homeostasis
Cellular component (GO): endoplasmic reticulum
Molecular function (GO): calcium ion binding
Source: RefSeq, a predicted model, not a curated record